Molecule: messenger RNA, 552 nt
Organism: Geodia barretti
Lineage: Eukaryota; Metazoa; Porifera; Demospongiae; Tetractinellida; Geodiidae
Source: the annotation of a GenBank genome assembly
AUGAACGCCGAUUCAUCGUUCCGGCAUCGCAACUGGGCACGCACGUUCCACUGGAUUGUUCAGAGUUUCGCCGUCGCACUACCGGAGAUUCAAGAUUCCACUGGCCUCAACAGCGUAGGAGUGGCUGGUGUUAUGUCGGCUAUGGACCUGACGGCAGGGCAGUUCGCUCUGCCCAGCGGCCUAGUCGUGGACGUUCUGCGUUGCUACUGGGAACUGCUGCUGGGACUGUUCGCGUCAGCAGCGGUAGUGAGGCAGACCAAUGCCAGCAUUCACCACUCGACCCGUCGUCAUGAGCGCCAGGGCGUCGUAACCUCCGGCCACUACCUGGUCUCCUCCGUUGGCUUGCAGAUGCUGAUGCGCGGCGGCAACGCCAUCGAUGCGGCAGCGGCUAUGGGCAUCUGCGAGACGCUGCUUGAGCCCCAGUCCUGCGGAAUCGGCGGCGAAGUCCCCACCCUCGUAUAUAUAGCGAAAGAGCGUCGCACCUACGCCGUAUCCGGCAUGGGCUGGUCUCCCGAGGCGCUCACCAUCGACUGGUGUCGUCAAACGGCAUAG